Messenger RNA from Pecten maximus, 6125 nucleotides. Its product is annotated as ceramide synthase 2-like. The record is from RefSeq and is a predicted model, not a curated record. Bases 3 to 1184 code for a protein of 393 amino acids. Lineage: Eukaryota; Metazoa; Mollusca; Bivalvia; Pectinida; Pectinidae. Gene Ontology annotation, biological process: ceramide biosynthetic process. Gene Ontology annotation, cellular component: membrane. The transcript has 10 exons. Gene Ontology annotation, molecular function: DNA binding; sphingosine N-acyltransferase activity.
UCAUGGCGACGGUACAAGCCUUACGGGAAUGGUUCUGGAACGAAAGGGUGUGGUUACCCGGCAAUGCUACAUGGGACGACUUCGAAAACCCACCACCUGGUCAAUACUACCCUUUAGAAAGGCACAUACUCUUCCCAAGCUUCUUCUUAGGCAUUUUUCUGCUUGGAAUUCGUUUUGUUUACGAAAGAUGUCUGGUGGUCCCGUUUGCCAAGUACAUGGGCCUGACCUUCAAGAAAACUUACCGUGUAGAGAGGAACCCCACUCUGGAGGCUGUGUAUGUGACUGACAAGUACCCAGAACAGGAACUAGUCCAGAAAUCAACAAGCUUGCAGGAAUUAUCCAAGAAGACAAGUCUGCCUGAACGACAGAUACAGCGAUGGUUCCGACACAGACGAAGUCAGGACAUUCCUGGCCGCAUGAAAAAGUUCAGGGAAUGCAGCUGGCAUUUCCUGUUCUACUUGUCCAGCUUUGUUAUCGGCAUGUAUGUCCUUUGGGAUAAACCCUACUUCUGGGAUUCUAAGCAUUGCUGGAUAUCCAGCGGACGACAGCAUGUGCCCAAUGAUGUAUACUGGUACUAUACGAUCGAGCUCGGAUUCUACUGGAACCUUGUGUUUACCCUGGUUACAGACCACAAAAGAAAAGACUUCAGAGAACUUGUCGUCCAUCACUUUGUUACAAUGAUGCUCAUCUACUUUUCAUUUGCUGCGAACCAAGUCCGCAUCGGAACCCUCGUCUUGCUUGUCCACGAUGCUGUCGACUUCUGGUUGGCGGGGGCUAAGAUGGCCAACUACGUGAAGAAACCAACGCUUACUGAUAUACUGUUUGGAGUUUUUUUUGUCGUGUGGAUUAUCACCAGGAUGUAUAUCUACCCGUUCAGGGUUGUAUGGUCGGCCACCUUUAUAUCCCUGGAACACAUUGAAAUCUGGCCAGCCUACUGGAUCCUCAACAUACUUCUGUGGGUUCUACAGGUGCUACAUAUCAUCUGGACCUACAUGAUCUGUCGUAUUAUGGCCACCAAGUUUACUGGUGAUAAGAAGCUCAAAGACCUUAGUAGUGACACAGAGGUGUCGACAGGUGGAGAGGAAGAUGAUAUCAUCAAGGGAAAAAAAGGUGUUGCUAAUGGAUCACCAGCAAUGAGCCGAAAUCCAAAAGCUGCAGAUAGCAGGAAGAAGCGUAGGGCAUAGCACAAUGUGGUUUGGAUACGAGCAAGCAAAUAUUUCGUCAGAAAUCCACGUUUAAUUUGCAGGCAGCUGCAAUAAUGACAGGGCAAUGGGCGGGGCAGUUAUGGGUGGGGCAACCACCAAAUAAGGUCACCGUACUAUAUAAUGAAAUUCGAAUUCCAUCCUUGAAUGCUCUAGCCUUUCAUCGGGGACAAAUAGAUCUCGUGAAAUUGGGUUUAUUAGAAUGGUUAUUUACGAUGCACACACGCUUUGAUGAUAUACAUGUAGGUAUUUGUUACCUGUUCUGAUAUGCUGUUUUUCUGUUUAAAAAUUCAUUGAAGAAGGCAAAGUUAACUAAUGAUAUGUUUUUUGAAAAUCUGUUGUGCUAGCUUAAUGGUUGUUAAAUGUAUGUGUGGGCAUAAUAAGUUUGGUCAAUGGGUAGAUCAUAAAGUGGAUUAAUGUUUGUGUUAUUGCCAUAUCGUCUUAAGAAAUCCAUUUUAUAUGGAAUGUGUUAUAAUAUUAAUUGAUACUGAUGUCGAGGUAGCCAUUCUGAUUACCAAAUAUCUCAUAUUUUGGAGGAUAUAGUGAAAACUCUCCAAUAUUUCAAUAUUUGAAACUUGAAUUUUAGGCCAUGAAAAGAUAUAUAUUAUAUAUAUUCAUAGGUUUCUUUUAAAACCAUUAAAAAAAAAAAAAAAAAAUUAACAAAUUUUCAUUGGUGCAUUCCUGAAUUAUUUCAUGGUAAUUUCAUGAGAUUUUCAUGGUAAUUUCAUGAGAUUUUCAUUGGGAAGCCACCCAGUAGUGGUCAGAAAGGAAAAUUCUGACCCAGACGGUGUAUGGUACCUGGUAAUUGUGACAUCAUAAAGUAUUUACAAUGUCACAACAGAGUAAUAAUUACACAUUGCGUCUUAUUAUAUUGAAGACAUUGCUGUUUGACAUGUUAUGUGAUAAAAGUAGAAAAUAAUUCCAAAUAUCUAUUUGAAACUAGAAUGUUAUUAAUAGUAUGUUAAUGAAAUAUAUAUAUCAAAGAUUCGAAAAAUUAGAAUGUUGCCGAAAACAGGCCAAAGUUUAAAGUAAAAACGGUGGUCCUGCUUGGUCGAGUUGCUAAUAUGCCAGGGUGUCUUCAUAGUAACUGUUAAGUUAUCUAGCUGAUAACACAUGUGGUGUUCAAAUGGCUGCUGAAUACAAGAUAAGGAGGUUCAAUUCUACAGUUCAAAUUAGUUCACUUUCUUUAUUUUCAUAUUACAAAAUCACCUUGUUUUUUAAGUGUGACAGGAGUUGUAUAAAUUUAACAUGAAAUACCUAUAAUAAAAAGAUUAUUUUGAUACCUAUAAGGAGUAGAAAUCUGAAAUAUAUAUUUUAUUGUCGCUUUUACAGUGUAACCAUUUUUUCCAAGUGCCUAAGUUAGUGCAGUGCUUUGUUUUAACAGUAUAAAGCUAUCUCAGGCUGUGAUGAUAACUAAUAACACAGGUUUAUCGAAUAACACAUUUUUAUCAAAUAACACAGGUUUGUCGAAUAACACCGGUUUAUCACGUCAAUAUAACAACUUUUAAUUAAAGCUUAGAAAAUUAGCAAGAAAAAAAACUAUUGUAUGAUGGGAUAAUGCCAAACAAAGAAUUCCUUUUAAUAUUUAAAUAAUUUAUAAUAUAAUAUAAUAAUUGUAAUUAUAGUAUUUCAAUUUCAACAAAUUUUAUGUCCAUAAGAAAAUGGAUUUUUUUCUGCUGAUAAUAUCAAUUACUUUGCAUCAGAUGAAGAUACUGAAUUAUGUGUCUUUCCAAAUGCCAUGAAAUAUUUCUAUCCAUCCAAGUUGAGGCCUUGCCAUGUCAUAUAGAUCCAACAUUUUAUUGAUAAGGACAUCAUACACAUCUAAUUGAUAAAUUGAUAAGGGUGUCAUAUAGAUCUAAUGUUAAAUUGAUAAGGACGUCAUAUAGAUCUAAUGUUUAAUUGAUAAGGACAUCAUAUACACUAGACUGUAGAUCUAAUGUUUAAUUGAUAAAGACAUCAUUAAGAUCUAAUGUUAAUUGAUAAAGACGUCAUAGAUCUAUCUAAUGUUUAAUUGAUAAGGAUGUCAUAGAUAUAAUGUUAAGUUGAUAAGGACGUCAUAUAGAUCUAAUGUUUAAUUGAUAAAGACAUCAUUAAGAUCUAAUGUUAAUUGAUAAAGACGUCAUAGAUCUAUCUAAUGUUUAAUUGAUAAGGACGUCAUAGAUAUAAUGUUAAGUUGAUAAGGACGUCAUAUAGAUCUAAUGUUUAAUUGAUAAAGACAUCAUUAAGAUCUAAUGUUAAUUGAUAAAGACGUCAUAGAUCUAUCUAAUGUUUAAUUGAUAAGGACGUCAUAGAUAUAAUGUUAAGUUGAUAAGGACGUCAUAUAGAUCUAAUGUUUGAUUAAUAAAGACAUGAUUAAGAUCUAAUGUUAAUUGAUAAAGACGUCAUAGAUCUAUCUAAUGUUUAAUUGAUAAGGACGUCAUAGAUAUAAUGUUAAAUUGAUAAGUACGUCAUACAGAUCUAAUGUUUGAUUAAUAAAGACAUCAUAUAGAUCUAAUGUUUGAUUGAUAAGGACGUCAUAUAUAUCUAAUGUUAAUUGAUAAAGAUUUCAUACAUAUCUAAUGUUAAAUUGAUAAAGAUGUCAUAUAAAUCUAACAUUUAAUUGAUAAGGACAUCAUAUAGAUCUAAUGUUUAAUUCCACAACAUUGAAAAGGUAACAGAAACAAUUUUGACAAUAAUCUAGUUUCAGAUAACAGAACAAUGCUGAUGACAGAACAUGCAUUUGCAGUGUUAAAUGAUUAACAGUUUAAAUCAUUAAAGGUGUAUGUCACUAUCCAUCCAUUAAUAAUAUCUUAAGUGUUUUACAUAUCUGUAUUAAAAUCAAAUGAGUUGUUUAGCUAGAUUUGUGAUAAACAUUUUUGGAGAACUGUAUUAGUUUUUUGUACUUUUAUUUGAAAAGUAAAUUUACAUUGUUUGUUUGUGUAUAUAAUGAAAAUUUUAUUCUUGCAAUGCAAAACCGAUUCUGUUCUGAGCACACAGAUGGGUUACCUCCCUUCUUACACAUUUAGCUCAGUGUGCAUGUUGUCAAAAGCAUUAUGAAAACUUAUACAUAGUUCUAAUAAUUAGUUUUUCUUUGUUGUAUGAUUUUUCAUGAGAGUAUAUCAAAGCUAUAUAUAGGUUAUUUGUGGGUACAGCAUUUAUAGUUUACUUGUGGGUACAGCAUUUUUAUUUUUAUUUUUCUAAUAGAUUAAUUUUUGUUUUAUUCAUUUGAAUUUUCUGUUGCACGCAUCACAUGGUUCGUACAGAUGACGAAAAGUGCUGGCAUUUGGGGUCAGUGCAGGGAAAGUGCAAGAAUUGCUCACAACACUUGGAAAGUACUAGAAUUCAUACUUGCGGUAAGCAAGCUUUUUCAGAUUGCUUUAAAAUGAGUAAUUUAUGAAAAGAAAAUUAUAAAAAGAUUUUAAUCAUCAGCAUUAUUUACUUUUAAAUUUUUGAAAAUAUCCAGAUUGUGGUGUUUGGUUAUUUAUUAUAAGGGCAGUCUUUUAAACACUUGACUUACAUCAUGCAAUUUUUUAUUUUCAUCAUGUUAAAGACAAAAAUUACCUCAAUUUUAUACAAGUAUAGACAAAAAAUGGAGCGGCAAAAUUGAGAAUAAUGCUGGAAAAGUGCUUGAAGAGUGCUAAAAUUUUGGCGUGAAAAAUCUGUACGAACCAUGAUCUGUUUUCAGUGUUCCAGAAACGAUAAAACUAACAUUCCAUUUACUUUUUUCUUCCACAAAGUGUAUGAAACGAACAUAUUAAGAAUGAAUAAAAAAUAUAUUUAGAGUUUAUUGUGUCAAAUAUUUGAUAACAUGUCAUUUUAUGUAAUCAAUUCCUCGGCAGUGUGAUGGAGUAUGUACUGUACAAUAAUAAAAGUUAGUUUUGUUCAUUAAUUUAGAUAUGGCCACUGCUUCUUCAGUUGUUACUAGUUAAAUGAAGCUGUUGAUGAAGAAUUCUGCUGUAUAUUGAGAAUGCUGUGUGUAUUGGAUAUUAGCUCACGUGUAUUAUAUAUCUCAGGAUCUAACACAUUAUUUAGUUACUGUUAUUGGAGUUUACAUAUCAAUUUAUUUCACUCAUAAGUACUGUAUUUUUCUUACAAUAAACCCAUGCCUUAUAAUAAAGACACCAGUAUUUAUUGCAUUCAGUAAAAAAUUAAAUCACCAAUACUUGAAGAAAUGUUUUCUCUGCCCUGGCGUAAUAAUCCAGCCUCAUGACUUUGGGGUCAGAGGUCAUGCAGUGGCCCUCCGGGUUUAUUGUUGGACGAAUACGGCUUUGAAUCAAGUACUUACUGUGUAGACAGUCAUACAUACAUGUGGCAGAAUUUUUUAUUUUUUUUUUUUAUUUUGAAAAUUAUACUAUCAUCUAUAUACCAUGUCAGUGCUAUGGAUAAAAUUUUGCUAUUUAUAGAUAUCUUUAUUGGACAAAGACAGCGAAGACAACAUUCACCUUAGGAAUCAAAUAUGUUGACUAUGUUUUAUCACAUGAAAAGGUUGUAUGUUCAUCCAGUCUAUUUAUAGUAACAAUGGAGUGUGGCUAAUUUAUCAAUUGUAUAAACUACUGCAAGCUUGUAUGUAUCUGGCACAGUACUAACAAUAAUAUUAUUGAAUAUGUUACACAAUUGUCAUUUUUCACAAAUUUUUUAUACCUACAGUACAUACUGGUAAUAAUAAUCACAUAUAUAAUCCCUAGUUGUCUCACUCAGUCACUGUCAAUAUGCCGUGAAUAUGUCGCUUGUUAGUAUGUAUAUAUAGAUAAUGAUAUAUAUAUGUAUGAUAAAACUAUUAAGUAUGAUCUCUACUGACAAAGUAAUACACGAAGAAAGCGAAAACCUUGACACAUAAAUGUAUGUUUUAGUAAGUGCUGUCGUCACACCUUCAGACUGUCCAUUCAAAGGAAGUAUUGUGAUGUCAUUGGUUAUGAUGUCAUUUCCAUAGUGAUGUCAUCAGUU